Peronospora belbahrii is the source of this 222-nucleotide messenger RNA. The record is from the annotation of a GenBank genome assembly. NCBI's taxonomy places the organism in Eukaryota, Oomycota, Peronosporomycetes, Peronosporales, Peronosporaceae.
AUGGUCCGAUGCCAAGAAGUAAAACGAACGGCUGUGGCUGGACUGGGCAACAAGUUUAAGCCCAAACACGUAGCACGAAAGGCAGCUAAAGCCGUCGCAGACGCUGACGCUGCCAUGAGCGGAAAGACUUCGAAGAAGCGAAAGCACGACCACGUUGACAGCAAAAAGGUGACGAAGACCAAGGUCAAAAAGGCCAAACAUGCCGCGCGCAAGGCUGCGUAA